GCUUACACCUAUGGAUGGCUCUCCACUUUCUGAUCCUACUCGCUAUCAGCAAUUGGUUGGUAGUUUGGUUUAUCUUACUACGACACGCCCUGAUAUAGCAUAUGCAGUUCACAUUGUUAGUCAGUUUAUGGCUGCUCCUUGAUGCACUAAAAUCACCCUAACAAGUGUACUAGUCGCUCCAAGUAAUAUAAUGAUGAAUAGAGU
Rubroshorea leprosula is the source of this 204-nucleotide messenger RNA. Lineage: Eukaryota; Viridiplantae; Streptophyta; Magnoliopsida; Malvales; Dipterocarpaceae. The record is from the annotation of a GenBank genome assembly.